CUUUAUGUCCGGGGAUUUGAUUGGCUGACGGUCACGUCGGUCGGACUGUCUGUGCGGCCGCAGGUCGGAUGCUGAGCGCGCGGUGAUAGUGAGUUAGUGAAGGUGCUUCUCACAGUGACGCUUUUCGUUGUCUGCACAUUUAUUUUUAUGCCUUGCAUUGGAUUGAGCUGCCCAUCUCUUUUUUGGAUGCAAUAUACGUUUUAUCUAUAUUAUGAACUUGCAACUUGAAGUUUUUUUUUAACUUUUCGUGGAGUAUUAAAGUGCAAAAACCUACUUUCUAGAUAUAUGAUUUAUUACGGGGCGGAUAGAAGCGUGUGCGAUCUUGUUAACUAAACGAGCGCAAGGUAACUAUUUUGCAGAUAAGUAAUCUCGGUUACUUUCUUCAUUAGUACAGCAUGAACUUUCCAGUUCAUGUUGAUGAAAUGCUUUGAAAGGACUGGUCGACCGCUAAGGUAACUGUUGAAAAGUAACCCGAUCUCUGUCAUUUUGAUCCGAAAGGUAUAGUAGUGUGGCUGCUGAAUUUCUAUCGCUUAUAAAUGGGAUUUCGAAGUGUGGACUUGGUGUCGCCCCAUAAUGACAAGCGUUUUUUACUUGGAGCAAAGCGCAUGGAACUGGACGUGAUUUGUAGAUAUAUUUUCUGGAUAUAAAAACGCUGUGAACCUGAAUACUACCUGUUUUUAAAAAUGGAUGUUACGGUGUCUGAACUGAUGGAAAACUUCUUGGAUUCCCCUCUGGUUGCAUGGAUGAUGCGCACAAUGAUAGCGACGCAAUCAAGCAUCACUGCAAUGUGAAGACCUUCGGAGCGCUUGGUGCUGGUUCUGAAGAUAAGCUCGCGAUGUUCAUGGACCUGGUGGACGGGGAAUUUCUGCACAAGAUAAUGACUGACAUUGAUCCAAGUCCCACAUAUCAGCGAGCGAACAAGAAUGUCAACAACGAUGUCAACCUUCGUAUACAGAACCUGAACAUUUUGAUAAGACGCAUCAAAAGCUACUAUCAGGAGAAUCUACAGCAGCUUAUCGUCAUGAACCUGCCCAACGUGCUGGCCAUCAGCAAGGACCCCCUGUCAGCGAAAAGCAUGGAAGAAAUGAAGAGGCUGCUUCUGCUAAUGCUGGGAUGCGCUGUACAGUGUGAGCAAAAAGAGGAGUUUAUCGAGAAGAUCAAGUCGCUGGAGAUCGAAACGCAGGCCGCCAUCGUCACACACAUACAGGAGGUGACCCACAACCAGGAGAAUGUGCUGGACAUGCAGUGGAUGGACCUGGCGGAGCUGCCGGCCCCGGAGCUGGACGUGCUGUCCCGGGACAUGGUGUCUCACCUGCGCAAGCUCAUCGACGAGCGGGACGAUUUCGCAGAGGUGAUCGUGGAGCUGACCCAGGAGAGGGACUACCUACAGUCCCAGCAGAUAUCCGGCGGCUCCCGGAACUCGAACCCGGAGCAUCCGGCGGUGCCGCUCAGCAAGGAGGACAGGCAGCACUUGACCGUGGAGCUGGCAGACAGCAAGGCCAGGCUGCGGCGUUCCCGGCAGGAGCUGGAGGAAAAGACGGAGCAGCUGAUUGACGCCAAGAGCGAGAUCGAGAGGCUGGACAUGGAGAUCCAAAAACUCAAGCAAGAGAACACGCAGCUGGUGGUAGAGGCCCGGUCCGCUCGUGUGUAUCGGGACGAGCUGGACGCGCUGCGGGAGCGAGCGGGUCGCGUGGACCGGCUGGAGACUGAGCUGACCCGCUGCAAGGAGAAGCUACACGACGUCCACUUCUACAAGACCCGCGUGGAGGAACUGCGGGAGGACAACCUGACUCUGCUGGAGACGAAGGCCAUGCUGGAGGAGCAGCUGGUGGGGGCCCGGGGGCGCUGUGACAGGCUUCACGAGCUGGAGAAGGAGAACCUGCAUCUGCGUUCCAAGCUGCACGAUGUGGAGAUGGACCGCGACGCGGACAAGAAGCGCAUCGAGGAGCUGGUGGAGGAGAACAUGGCACUGGAGAUCUCGCAGAAGCAGAGCAUGAACGAGUCGGCCCAUCUGGGCUGGGAGCUCGAGCAGCUGGCCAAGAACAGCGAAGCCAGUGAAACCCGCAAAUCGUUCGUGCUGGAGCUGAAUGAGUCCGUGUCCAGCCGCUUGCUGAAGCUGGAGAAGGAGAACCAGGGCCUCCAGAGCACCAUCCAGGAGCUGCGGGAGGCCUCGGUGUCUCUGGAGGACGGCUGCCUGCGUGCCCAGGAACUGGAGAAGGAGAACCAGGGCCUCAGCAAGAAGCUGGAGAGGCUGCAGACGCUGCUGGACGAGGAAAAGCAGGCCACCAAAGAUGUGGAGAAGUUAGGAGAUGAGCUGCGUAAGGACAAGCAGAGGCUGCAGAAGAGCCUGGAGACGGUUCAGGCUGACGGGGACAGACAGAUCUUGGAACUGGAGCAGGAGAAGCAGCAUCUGAGCCAGGCGGUGGCCUCCCUCCGCAAGCGAGCCCAGGCCGACAGCGAGGCCCGCGUGCGGGAGGUGGAGAAAGAGAACCGCAUCCUUCACCAGACCAUCUCAGACACGGGUGGCAAACUGACCCGCCUGGAGGCGGAGAAGAGGCAGGCCGUGAAGGAGUCGGAACAGCUUCGCGAGCAGGCCGAGCGGGCCGAGGACCUGGAUAUGGAGCUGGCCCGUCUGGAACGAGGCCGCGAGCUGCUGCAGAAGCAGGUGGCCGCCUUGCAGAUCACCUGCGACAAGGCCGAGGCCCUGGGGCAGGAGAACGCCGCCCUGGAGCAGGACAACCGGAGGCUGAAGAAGCUGGCCGAUGCGGCCAGGAACUCGGCGCUGCGUCUAGAGGCGCUGGAGAAGGACCACCAGCAGCUGGCCGAGGAGAACCUGGACCUCCGCCGCAAGCUGGAGGCGCUGAAGGCGGCCGACGUAAAGCUGUCACAGCUCCAGCAGGAGAAUGCGGAGCUGGAACGCGAACGGGAGCAGCUGAGCUGCGACGUCAACGACCUCCGGGCCCUGGGGAAGAAGGCCGAGCGCCUGGAGCUCAGCUGCCAGAGCCUGAGCUUGGAGAAGCAGCGGCUGCAGAGGUCACUGGACGACAGCACUGCCAAGGCCCAGGGGCUGGAGAGGGAGCUGAGCGAGGCGGAGGGGGAGAGUCAACAGCUGCGUAGGGAGCUGGAGGAGCUGCGAGCCGCUGGCAGGCGUCUGGAGGGCCUGGAGGCGGAGAGACGGCGGGCAGACCAGGAGCUGGCGCAGAUGGAGAAGGAGCGCAAGCAGCUGGAGAAGGAGGCUCGGAGACUCCGGCAGCAGCUGGAGGUGAAGGAGGCUGCGCUGGACGAGAGCAGUCUGCGGCUGACCAGCCUGGAGAAGGAGAACAGCGCUCUGGACAGGGAGCUGAACCGUCUGAAGGAGACUGCCAGCAGGGUGAAGGAGCUGGAGUGGGAGAACAAGGAGCUACAGAAACAGGCCACCAUUGACAAGAGGACCCUGGCCACUCUUAGGGAGGAUCUGGUGAAUGAGAAGCUGAAGGUCCAGCAGCAGUGGAACGAGCUGGAAGCCCUGAAUCAGGAGCUAGAGAAGAUCGGGCUGAACCGGGAGAAGCUCCUGCAGGAGGAACACAGCUCUGAGGACAGCAAAUACAAGAUCCUUGAGACAAAGAUUGAGUCAGCACUGAAGACGACCUUGGAGAUCCGUGAGGAGAAGAUCCAGGCUCUGGAGUCUCGUCUGGAGGAGUCGGGCAGCUUGAAUCAGCAGCUACGUGUGGAGCUUAUGACUGUGAAGAGGAACCUGGAGGCCCUAAAGCAGAGACAGGAGGAGGAGGCCCAUUCCCAGGCUGCAGACCAGGCACAGGAGGGGCCAGGCCUGGAGAAAUGGAGCGCAGAGCAGAGAGAGGCCACAGCGCAGCUUCUCCGACUCAAAGACCGACUCAUCGACAUUGAGAAGAACAAUGCCGCACUGCUGACAGAGAAGCAGCUGUUGAAGGAGCAGCUCAGGCAGCUGGACUCGCAGAACACGCAGCUGAACGCGCAGCUCCUGGGUCUGCAGAGGCAGUCGGCCUCGCAGCAAGAGCACAGCACGGCUCUGCACACGCAGAUGGCUCAGCUGCAGGUGGAGAAAUCCACACUGAGCUCCCAGGGCGCCUCCCUGCUGGCCCAGAACGCUGCACUGCAGGGCCAGGUGCAGACACUAGAGGGCGAGCUGGAGGCCCUGCAGCGGCAGAGGGAGGAGGUGAGGACGGCCCACGAGGGCAUCCUGCUGGACCACGAGCGCCUGCUGACCGUCCACGAGCAUCAGGCCGCCGAAUACGAGCAGCUCAUUGGCCAGCACACGGCGCUGAAGACAGCUCAGCGUGGUCUGGAGCAGGAGCACCGCGUGCUGGAGAACAAGUACGCUAUGCUGGUGUCACAGAAGUCUGCCGUGGAGGAGCUGGAGACUGCAGUGCAGAAAGUGAGGGACAAACUUGAGGGGGAGAUCGAGAAGAACUCUCUCAUCCUGACAGAGAACCAGAGCCUGCACAGGGACAUUGACAGGCUGCUGCAGGCACAUGAGCAGCUGAGAAAGGAAUACGAUGGGCUCCAGCUGCAGUCCAAGGACCUGAAAACGUCACUGAACAAUGCACAGCUGGACCUGAACCGGUGGCAGGCCAGAUAUGACCAGCUGAAAGAGAAACACCAGCACCUGGACAUCUCCCACACCAAGCUAGGCAACCACUGUGAGCUGCUGACUCGUCUGAAGGGCAACCUUGAGGAGGAGAACCACUACCUGCUGAGUCAGAUCCAGAUGCUGAGUCAGCAGAACCAGACUCUGCUGGAGCGGACCAUGGAGAGCAAGGACAUGUACCAUGAGGAACAGAAGCAGUAUAUUGACAAGUUAAAUUCACUCAGGCGCCAGAAGGAGAAACUGGAAGAGAAGAUUAUGGAUCAGUACAAGUUUUACGACCCCACCCCCAAGAAGCGGAACCAGUGGGUCGGCGCCAAAGCUCUGGCAAAACUGAUCAAGCCGAAGAAGGAGACUGGGCGCGAGCGCCUCCGCAGUGCCCCCGACAUGCCGCUCCCUGCUCCCCCUCCCCAUGACCACUCUGACGGGCUGCCCCCUCUGCCACCGCCCCCCCUGCCCCCGCGGCAGUCCCGCCGUAGUCUGGAAGGCACGGCACCCCACCCGGGCGGGGACAAGAGCAGCCGCUCGCCCAGCCUGACACCUACGCACAAUAACAGGGCACCCCUAGCAGCCAUACAGUUGUGCCUUCCAAGAACUAAGGUCCAGGAGAAGGUGAAGCCGUCGAGGGGCUGCCUGACGUGGAACUUUCUCUCUGCACUCCUGCGAUUCUGGGCCCCCUCUUCCCCACGCAGGCCUACCUCGCUCGGUGGACAGUCAUGCCAAGGGAGGGGACAGCAUCGAACUGCGGGGGGCAGUGGAGAUGGUGGGACUGGCCACGAGGAGCUGCUUUUGAGGUGCACAAACUCCCCCACCCGAAACAGCACCCCAGGACACACUUCCAGCUCCAGCACCAGGCUGGUGCACAGGCCCAGAGAUGAGCAUGUGCGUCUGCAGUCCUUUGAUGCGGUUUUCGUGACUGGUGUCCAAGGCAACACAGAUUGCUGGCCCAACUCUACGGAAAUCAGCCGAAAUACAUCCAGUAGCAACUCACCCAUCAACUCUAGAGGCUCUGCGGAGCGACUCCAUAGCCAAAGUGGCAGCCUGUCCAGUGAUGACGUCGCCGGCCUGGGCCCCAAAGUGCAGGGCGUCCACGGGGACGCCUCUCUGGGCCGCCACAGCCCGCUUUCAUCGCUGUCUCAAUCCUCCACGCUGCCCUAUGACUCCUCGCCGCAGAGGAGCGGCUCGCGCCCCGCCCGACGUCGUCCCCCGUCCCCUGGCAGCGAGAUGGUCACUCUGGAGGAGUUUCUGCAGGAGACUAACACUCCCCCUGCCCCUGCGGUGCGGAGCUGCAGCCACGAGGACCUGGUGACCGAGUACUUUAUCAAAGCCGGGGAGAGGCCUGGAACCGGCCAACCGGCGCCCCUGAACGACGGAGCCAAGGCCCCCACCAGUUACGUCAGCCCUACUGUGAAAGCUUCAGUCUCCGGUGAGGGUAGGGCUCCCAAGCCAGGGCAGAGUGUCAAGCCCAGCAUCCGUCAGCCAGAGAACCACAUCUCACCCAACGUCCGGGCAGGUGGUGGACCCCAGCGGUCUUCCAACGCCCGAGCUUCCAGUGGCAGUCUGCACCGGGCCUUCAGUCUGGCAUCGGCCGACCUCCUGCACGCCAGCGGACCUGACAGUUACCAGCAGGAGGGCGACCCUCCCCAGUCAGGGGGUGACCCAGCCCAGGCUGAUGUGGUGAGGAGGGCUGGGACCGUCUCCCGAGAGAGGCCUCUCUCCGCCCGGCUGGCUGGUCCCUUCAGUGACUCUAGUGAGGUGGGUCAUCACUCUCUGGAUGCCCGCCGACUGUCCUACGCCCCUCCCAAAGAGCAGCACUCCCUUAGCCCCCGGCACCAUUCCUCUUCUGCCUCGUUGUCUUCCGGCCCAGCGCUGCCAGAGAGGCACAGCCGUGGUGCAGCCAGGACUCACUCACGCCAGACCGCAUCACAUCACCGUGGAGAGGUCGCCAUGGUCACACCGGUGCGGGCGGUGAUGGCCAUGCAGCAGGAAGAGAGGGACGAACCCAGAGAGAUCCGUCGGACAGAAUCUCCUCUUGCGAAGAAACAGGAGGGAGGCGGGGGCAUCUCCAGCACGGAGGAACCCCCCAAGAACACCCCCGGCUCUCCUGAUCCCAGCAGCGAUGCACAAACCGUGUGGUAUGAAUACGGCUGCGUAUGAGCUGUUGAGAAGAACAUCUGAUGCUCAUUUGCAGGAGACCUCAGCUCGGAACCUGUGUGUGUUUUCUGUGUCCAACACCUACAUGAACAAUCAUUAUUUAUAAAGCAUGUAAAAAAGUGGUAUCAUCUAUUGUAAAUAAUUGAGUAAGUCAGUGGGAAAUUGAUCUUGUAAAACAGUAUUUAUUUUCAUUUAAAAAGAGCACGUAAGCUACAUCAGACAGCACAGCACAUAACAGUGUGGUUUGCAUAUUUUUUUUCACGAUGUGAUGCUGUUAUUUUGGCUCUUGGACGUCAUUGGCUCUUGGACGUCAUUGGCUGUUGGACGUCAUUGGCUCUUGGACGUCAUUGGCUGUUGGACGUCAUUGGCUCUUGAUCUCCAACUUAUGUCAAUCCUACAAGAAGUGACUUUUGCUUUACGGAAGUAUUGGCGGAAAUUUCUGAGCCAGUUCAGACGACUAAAUGGCAAAUUAUAUGAACGAAUGUCACACACUGUACCAAGCAUCCAGAUUUUCAUUGAGCCCUUGGAUUUUAUGAACCUUUUACAGAACUGCAGCUUAUCUGGAAGUCACAGCUUCCACGAGUGGCAAAGAAGUUACCGCCUUUUCACCAUCACUGCGUCUGCGCAGCUGUUAAGCAUGCCAACUCUCUUCUACCCAUCCACCUUCCUACUGCUUAUGCCGUUCAAACCUCAAAAUUUAGCAGUAAGUGACACUAGCUGGAUCAGGCCAAAUGAUGGCCUGAUGGUUUAUGCGAAAUGUUGGCGUGUAGUAAUAUCAGUGAAGAUCAUUGAAGUGUAAGAUGAGAGGAAAUAUCUCAGAAUAUAUGUGUGUUACUUCUGGUCUGGAAUUUCAGCUUUGUGUGCACAGCACUGUUAUUCAUGUUCUAUUCUGAUUCAGAAAAACCAAAGUUUGGAAAUGAAAAAAAUAGCCACUCGCAGCGUAAUUACAGCGUAAUUACAACCUCGAGCUGGUGUAGCAGAGGACAGUGUUUGUCCAUCUUAUUGACGACCUCGAGACCUGAUUACUGGAAAUGUCUCCCGCUCUUCGAAAUGUUCUUUUCCUGUUUGCUGUGGGUUUCCUCCGCUCCCCGACCGAUGAACUCUGCUCACAUUUCACAGCUGCUUUUAGGGGGUGCGUGCGUAACUGACAAAGACUGUGCCUUUUAAAUCUCCACAGCCCAUAUCUUGGCAGGGAAAACUUAUUCACCAUGUUCCCCGUCUUCAGGCCAGUGAUCGCUCUGCGUUUUUCUGAUGUUUGUUUUGUCCGUAGCUGAAAUUGUGCACAACAAUUUAUUUUCUUGUAAAUACUAUGCAGUGAUUUUAAUAUGUUUAAAGCACUAAAGCAGGGCUGGGGGGCCUGUUCCAUCGAGGGCGGGGUUUUUAGAAUCACCUCUCAAUCAGCAAAUAAUAAAGCAGUGGGUCUCCACUCCAGUCCCGGGGGCCCACUGUGAUUGGCUGAUUGGCUGAAUUUAGGAAUUAAUGUGGCAACAAGGUGUUUUUUUAAAAGCUGCAUUGCAGUUAAUAGGCUUGUUAUUUAUAAGUACAGCCCACAGAACUGGACUGUGUGUGUGUGUGUGUGUGUGUGUGUUUUGUUCUUGUUGAUUCAGUACAAUAUUGCAGUGUUGGUUAUUGUGCAUACCACAACUAAAAGUUUUCAGAUGAUUACUGUCAUUACAAUAUCAUGUUCUUUAUCUUAAGCAAAAUGCACUGCGUAUAUUUCAGUAAUAUCAUUCAGAUGUGUGAUGGUUUAACAGCUGCCCAUGUGACAGAUUUACAUGUCAUGGAGAAUUUUUCCUGCUGUUUGUCGCUGUCAGAACUUACCCUGAGAAUAAAGUUAUGAAUGAUGGAUCCGUCGCACUUGUUAUACCAAAACUGUAGAAGUAUAGAUGUUGUAAAUUUUCCCAAUUUUAGAAAACAUGUACUUUUAAUACAAAUUGUGUUAUAUAUGUAUUACAAAUGGUGCAGGAUUUUCAGUAGCCUUGUCUGUGCAAAUCUGCUGUAAGAACUGAAUAAAAGCGGUGAGAAAAUCGAAAUGUCACUCUGACACUUAACGUCUAACACAUCAGAUGUCAGAUCUCACUUGUAGUUGUUUCUCAACACCUGCUGCAUCUGUGAAUGAUCCCAGCGAGAAUAUUUUUGUUAAACUCCAGCAAGAUUUGUAAUAAAGGUUUGUUUGCAUCUUGUGUGUUGUUGCACUGCAUGUAAAGCAAAUUUUAAAACUGCACACGGGUAAAACUUAGAUAUUGGUGUGUAAAAUAAAAGUAGUAUGUUAGUUAUGA
Messenger RNA from Brienomyrus brachyistius, 9036 nucleotides. It is a transcript of the gene ccdc88c, whose product is annotated as coiled-coil domain containing 88C. The transcript is spliced from 32 exons. Gene Ontology annotation, molecular function: microtubule binding; dynein light intermediate chain binding. Lineage: Eukaryota; Metazoa; Chordata; Actinopteri; Osteoglossiformes; Mormyridae. The coding region runs from base 740 to 6760 and encodes 2006 amino acids. The record is from RefSeq and is a predicted model, not a curated record. Gene Ontology annotation, biological process: cytoplasmic microtubule organization; cytoskeleton-dependent intracellular transport. Gene Ontology annotation, cellular component: cytoplasm; centrosome.